This is a messenger RNA of Phoenix dactylifera (date palm), 612 nucleotides long. The record is from RefSeq and is a predicted model, not a curated record. Lineage: Eukaryota; Viridiplantae; Streptophyta; Magnoliopsida; Arecales; Arecaceae.
AUGGUAGAUAGGGCCAAGAAUAUGAAAAUUGUCUGGAAGGAAACACAAGAUUCAAAAGAUAGAAUACAAAAUAAGAGGAGUAGAGAUGAUGAUACUCAUAGUGGACAGAAUUCUAGCAGGACAGCAAAACCUCGUAAUAGGUCUGGGCAAUCAAAAAAACAGGGAUCUUAUGGAGAGAUUAUUCAACAAGAGAAGCCUAAAUGUGAAGCAUGUGGAGGCGCCUAUAAUACAGAACUUUGUAGACGGUUGUCCGGCGCUUGUUUCAAAUGUGGCCAACAGGAUCAUAGGAUAAAGAAGUGCCUUUAUAAUCAGCAAGACUCUCAAUUAGUUCAGAGGCCUCAAACUACAAGAACCCAGCAAGUGCAAGCUUCUACUGCUCCGGCUCAGUCAGCUCAGCCUUCUUCUCCUAAGCAGCAGAAAGGAGGGAGACCGCGCGCACCGGAUCGUAUUUAUGCACUGACUCAGCAGGAUGCUCAGGCAUCCAAUACUGUGGUGUCAGGUACACUACCGGUUGCUUCUGUUUAUGCUUAUAUACUGUUUGAUUCUGGUGCUACACAUUCAUUGUGUCAACGAUAUUUGUGCGAAAACAUGACCUACCUUACGUGCCGUUAG